AUGCGCUUGUACCUCUGCGUAACAGUAACCUCUCGCUACAACGCACCCGCGCCUGGUCAGGAGAUCGAUGCCGCGCUGCUGUAUCCCGCGCUGGCCAGAGUCGUUUCUGCCCAGCCGAUGCUCAAGGUUGGUAUAAGCAAACAAGAUACCAACGAGGCGGCCUUCUGCCACGUCAAAGCCAUCAAUCUGGCGAACCACGUCUCUUUCAAGACACUCGAAGCCUCAUGCGAGACUCUGGACCAGUACAACGACCACAUUGCGUCUCAGCAAGGCUGGCACCACAGCCAGGCCUGGUUGAACAUCGAGGAUACUCCCCCGUGGCGAGUUGCCGUCAUCAAACCAAGCCCAACCGCCCCACGGGCAUUAUCCAACAUCCAAGACAUUAUCUUCUCCUUCCACCACGCUCUGCUAGAUGGCACCAGCGGAAAGCUCUUCCACGAGCGCCUCCUCGAGGAGCUCAACCACCAACUCCAGCAAAGGCCAGCAAACACCACCAACACAACCAACACCACCUCCUCACUCCACUUCCCGGAUGCCCCCAAACUCCCCGAAGCCCAGGACCAAAUCGUCGACUUCUCAAACUCCCCGCUGUACCUCGCCAAAGCCCUCUGGAACCAACUCGCUCCUGCCAGACUCCGCGGCAAGAAACCCGUCCCCUGGCACAGCAAACCCAUAGACUUCUCCAUCCCCUACGUGACCCUCACCAAGGCCGUGGAUUUCCAGGGCCCCGUCGUCGCAAAGCUCCUCAAGGCAUGCAGACUACACAACACCACGAUCACCGGCCUCUUCCACGCCCUCACCGCAGCCUCCCUCUGCGCUCGGCUCCCCGCAGCCAAAACGUCGUCCUUCGUGGCGACCACGCCCAUCAGUUUGCGGCCGUUCCUAGGACCCUCCGCCGACCCGGAAUUCAAACACUCGCUCCGCGUCCUGGUAACCGCCCACGAGCACGAACUCCCCGCCCCGCUCAUCGACCACCUGCGCACCUCCAAGUCCCCAGACCAAGACAUCUGGGGCAUCGCCCAGCAGGUGAAGCAGGAUCUCAACACACGGCUGGCCAGCUUGCCUAGAGACGACGUCGGCGGCCUGAUGAAGUACAACUCCGACUGGCUCGGCUUCUUCCAUAAGAAACACGGCCAGCCGCGCCCCGCCUCCUGGGAAGUCAGCAACAUUGGUGUUUUCAAGACGGCCUCGGGGCCGGGCUUCACCGUGUCAAGGAUGUACUUUACAAACGGGGCAAUGGUGACGGGCUCGCCGCUGUCUCUGGGACUCGCCAGUGUAAGCGGGGGGCCGUUGACUGUUGCCCUUUCGUGGCAGGAAAGCGUAGUUGAUCAGGCCUUGAUGGAUGGCUUGGCGGGAGACUUGGCACGCUCGGUGACGAGGUUUAACGACACGGGCGAGUUUGGGGCCAUGGGGUAA
Metarhizium album ARSEF 1941 is the source of this 1416-nucleotide messenger RNA. Its product is annotated as Alcohol acetyltransferase. NCBI's taxonomy places the organism in Eukaryota, Fungi, Ascomycota, Sordariomycetes, Hypocreales, Clavicipitaceae. The coding region runs from base 1 to 1416 and encodes 471 amino acids. Gene Ontology annotation, molecular function: N-acetyltransferase activity. The transcript has a single exon. The record is from RefSeq and is a predicted model, not a curated record.